AUGUCGAAACGCGCGGCUCCCGAUGACUAUCACUAUCAGACGCCGCACAAGAAGCGGAACAUUACAUCAUCUCAGACCAACGCGCCGACACUUCCCAAUACGCCGGUCCUCCCCAACCCGCUCCCACCGCUGCCAAAAGUGGCCCCACACCUUGCCGCAGCGCCAUUCAUCCACAAGUCAUGUGCCAAGUACUCUCAAUCCAGUGCCGUUCAAGACCUAAGCUAUGAACGCCUCGAAUUCGUUGGAGAUGCAUACAUUGAGCUCUUCGCUUCAACCCUCAUCUUCGAUCGUUACCCCCAUCUUAAUGCUGGCAGAAUGUCACAGCUGCGCGAGUCGCUGGUCAAGAACGAGACACUAGCAGAGUACUCACGUGCCUACGGCUUCGACACGCGGAUCGAGGUGGAUUCGUUCCGGCACAUGGAGGCUGCUGCUACCUCGUCCAAGGGAAACAAAGGCUUGAACAAGGUCUUUGCUGACGUGUUCGAGGCUUAUCUCGCCGCGGUGGUGCUCAGCGACAAGGAGAAUGGUUACACAGCUGCGGAGAAGUGGGCAGUGUCUCUGUGGGCGCCACGAGUGGCGGCGUGGGAGAAGGACAACGCAAACCUUCUCAAUGCAACUCCCGCCAACAAGGUCGAGGUUGAUCCUCGCACUGUUUACAAUCCGGAAGCCAAGCAGGAACUCAACAAGCGUCUCACAUGGUCAGGCAAGGAGGUCCGUAUCACGUACGAGCCGUGGCGGGAUAUGAUAGAGCUCAAGGGCGAUAAGAUCGGCCAGUGUCAACAUUUCAUAGCCGUCUAUCUGACUGGCUAUGGUGUCGAGAAGAAGUUGCUGGGUAAGGGAGAGGGCAAGAGCAGAGCAGAGGCUGGCCAGUGGGCUGCGAUUGAUGCUAUGCAUGGCGAGAUGAAAGCCUUCGUCGCCGAAUGUGCGCAGAAGUGCGCUGAAAUAAAGGAGAAGCGCAGGCUGGAGAUGGAGAGAAAGCAGGAGGCCGAGGUCAAAGGAGAAGCUUGA
Ramularia collo-cygni is the source of this 1008-nucleotide messenger RNA. RefSeq lists its product as uncharacterized. Gene Ontology annotation, biological process: rRNA processing; primary miRNA processing; regulation of gene expression. NCBI's taxonomy places the organism in Eukaryota, Fungi, Ascomycota, Dothideomycetes, Mycosphaerellales, Mycosphaerellaceae. Gene Ontology annotation, molecular function: double-stranded RNA binding; ribonuclease III activity. The transcript has a single exon. Gene Ontology annotation, cellular component: nucleus. The coding region runs from base 1 to 1008 and encodes 335 amino acids. The record is from RefSeq and is a predicted model, not a curated record.